AUGGGGCUCUGCAUGUCCAGCGGCAGCGCGGCGGCGGCGGUGCGGGCAAAGGGACAGCCUGCCUCGACGGCUAUGGUACUGCUGCCAACGGGUGAGCUGCAGGAGUACCCGCGCCCGGCCACAGCGGGCCAGGCGCUUGACGACUCGGUGGCUGGGGACGCCGGUUGGUUCCUGUGCGACGCCGACGAGAUGCCGUUCGAAGGCCCCGUGGCCGCCGUGGGCGUGGCCGAGGAGCUCCGCCCGGGGCAGAUAUACUUCUUGCUGCCCGCUGAGGCUCGGCGGAACGGCCUCCGGCGCGAGGACCUCGCUGCUCUCGCUGUCAGGGCGUCUGCGGCCCUUGUUAAAAAGGCCAACACCGCAGCAUCGUCUGCCGGCGUUGGACGGCGGAGGCGCGCCGGCUCGGUGGCGCCGCUCGUCUUCGCCCCACCCCAGGAGGUCGUCGAGACCGUCGCUUACAAGACCGUGCCGGCGCUCGCAGCGAAGAGGCGGCCGGUGGCGCGUGCGAAUAGUUCCGGGAGGAUGCAGCCGCGCUUCGCGCCCGAUCUGACCGCCAUUCCCGAGUGCGAGUGA
Messenger RNA from Triticum turgidum subsp. durum (durum wheat), 570 nucleotides. NCBI's taxonomy places the organism in Eukaryota, Viridiplantae, Streptophyta, Magnoliopsida, Poales, Poaceae. The record is from the annotation of a GenBank genome assembly.